GACAGAGGGGACAUAGGGGAUAGAGAGGCAGACAGAGGGGACAUAGGGGAUAGAGAGACAGACAGAGGGGACAUAGGGGAUAGAGAGACAGACAGAGGGGACAUAGGGGAUAGAGAGACAGACAGAGGGGACAUAGGGGAUAGAGAGACAGACAGAGGGGACAUAGGGGAUAGAGAGAUGGAAGGAGAAAGAUCAGGGGAUAGAAAUACAGAAGGGGAAAGUGUCAGGGAUAGAGAGAAGGAUAGAGAGAAGGAAGGUGCCAGCAGCCUUAGCUCUGAGGGGAGCUGUAGUGAAACCCACUGGUCUCCUUCACCCCAUCCCAUCCUCUCCAGGAUGCUCAUGCAUUCCUCCGUCUCUUCCUCCGCUUCCUCAUUCAACUGCUCCUCAGCGGAGAGCGAUGAGGUCUUCAGCGAAGGAGAGGACACUGCCAGCAAGAGGAGUACCAUGAGGAGGUGUCGCUCCUGGAGGACCUUCCUGACCAUGAUGCAGUGGUCAGUGCGUCGGCAGAGUUCAUGGGUCCAGCUAGCAGGACAUCAAGGUAACUUCCAGCUGAGUGAGGGGGGCGAGGUGCUGAAGCGUUUCAGUGAGGUGGAGGCUGUGUGUCUGCAGGCCCUCAUGGCUGACCCACUGCGUCCGUUUGUACCGCAGUACCAUGGCUCGGUCAACAGGGGGGGUAACAGUUACAUCCGCCUGGAGGACUUACUGAGUGGCCUGAAGAACCCUGUCAUCAUGGACUGCAAGAUGGGCGUGAGGACAUAUCAGGAGGAGGAAUUAACCAAAUCACACACCAAGCCCACCCUGAGGACUGAUAUGUACCAGAAGAUGGUAAAAGUUGAUCCAACGGCUCUCACUGUGGAGGAACAUGAGCAGCGAGGCGUGACGAAGUGGCGCUACCUGCAGUGGAGGGAUAACACCAGCUCCACCUCCACACUAGGCUUCAGGAUUGAGGGCAUCAUGAUGGAGAAUGGCAGCGUACAGCGGGACUUUAAGAUGCUCACCCCGGCCCAGGUCACCGAGGCCCUCCUCUCCUUCACCAAGAGUCAUCUACACAUCCUGAAGGCCUACCAUUCCAGACUUCAGGCUCUGGAUGAAGCCCUGAAGGAAUCCCCAUUUUUCAAAGCCCAUGAGGUGAUUGGCAGCUCGCUCCUCUUCGUCCACGACUGGACCAGUAAGGCCAGCAUCUGGAUGAUAGACUUUGGGAAGACCACCCCGUCGCCCAGCACUAUGCAGCUGAGGCAUGACGUCCCAUGGGCCGAGGGGAAUCGGGAGGAUGGGUACCUGAUCGGGCUGGCCGCCCUCACCUCCCUCGUGGGUCAGGCCAUCAGCCAGGCAGCCUGCAGACAGGAGGAGAAGCAUGGAGAGGAGAUGGGCGGUGUCACACACACCCUGCAGGAACAGGAACAUACACAGACUAAAAGUCAGGGUGGUCAAGGCGAGGCAGCACAGAAUGAAGAUACUUCUGAUUGAAGAAGAGAGGCCACAUCAAGACAAUAUUCACAGGAAUGUGUUCUCUAAUUUACAUGGAUGAUGUUUGUGGAUAAUUGCAAUAGACACUAUUAAUGGAUAGAAUUAUCUUAACUGUUUAGAAAUAGGACAAUAUUUUUAUAUUUUUCACAAUAAAAACAACCUACUGUACAAAUUCCUCGUCUAUAGACAUCAUAUUGACAGUUAUCAAUAUAUUCUAACUCAAAUUUGCA
Molecule: messenger RNA, 1697 nt
Organism: Oncorhynchus masou masou (cherry salmon)
Lineage: Eukaryota; Metazoa; Chordata; Actinopteri; Salmoniformes; Salmonidae
Product: inositol-trisphosphate 3-kinase B-like
Exons: 7
Coding region: 178-1467 (429 amino acids)
Biological process (GO): inositol phosphate biosynthetic process
Cellular component (GO): cytoplasm; nucleus
Molecular function (GO): inositol tetrakisphosphate kinase activity; inositol-1,4,5-trisphosphate 3-kinase activity
Source: RefSeq, a predicted model, not a curated record